UCUGGGGGCAGCUGGGCGCUCCUCCAUUCCUCCAGGAGACUGUGCUGGACUGGCCCUGCCACCCCCAGCCCAAGAGGGAGGUUGACCAGAACUCUGGGGACCGCCUGCCUGGGAAGCAGGAGGAAGACGAAGGGUCGCGCCCCUCCUCCGCCUGGGAAGCCGGCCACCCCGAACGCGCACGGUGGACAGACACUUCGCCGAGACGUGUCGCCCGGCCCUCCACAGAGCCUGCUGCACAUGGAGAGCCUGGAGAACAGCUCGGUGGCCGUCACCGUGGUUCUGCCCAGCGGGCUGGAGAAGAAGAGCGUGGUCAGCGGCAGCCAUGCAAUGAUGGACCUGCUGGUUGAACUUUGCCUUCAGAACCACCUGAAUCCAUCCCACCAUGCCCUGGAGAUCCGGUCUUCGGAAACCCAACAGCCUUUGAGUUUUAAGCCAAACACUUUAGUUGGGACCCUGAAUGUGCACACUGUGUUUCUCAAAGAGAAAGUUCCCGAAGAGAAGGUUAAGCCUGGCCCACCUAAAGCACCUGAGAAAUCCGUGCGCUUGGUAGUGAAUUACCUGCGAACGCAAAAGGCCGUGGUGCGUGUGAGCCCCGAGGUGCCGCUCCAGAACAUUCUCCCGGUCAUCUGUGCAAAGUGUGAGGUCAGCCCAGAGCACGUGGUCCUCCUCAGGGACAACAUCGCCGGGGAGGAGCUGGAGCUGUCCAAGUCCCUCAACGAGCUGGGGAUCAAGGAACUCUACGCGUGGGACAAUAAACGAGUUCUUCUGACCAAAACUCAGUCGGAGCCUUCCCUGAGCUGUCAAGAAACCUUUAGAAAAUCAUCGCUUGGCAACGAUGAGACAGAUAAAGAGAAGAAAAAAUUUCUGGGAUUUUUCAAAGUUAAUAAAAGAAGCAGUAGUAAGGCGGAGCAGAUCGGGCGGUGCGGGCUGGACGGCGAUGGGGACCCGUCACGGUCGGCUUUGGGAAGGGGCUCGAAUGGCUGCCUGACCACGCCCAACUCCCCGGCGGUGAAUCCGCGUUCCAUGACGUUGGGUCCAUCCCUGUCACUUGGCAACAUCUCAGGGGUGUCUGUGAAGUCGGACAUGAAGAAGCGUCGGGCCCCUCCGCCCCCGACGCUGCCCGGCCUGGGGCCACCAGUGCAGGACAAGGCCUCGGAAAAGGUAUCUCUGGGGUCACAGAUUGACUUGGAGAAGAAGAAGAGGCGGGCGCCCGCGCCCCCUCCGCCGCAGCCCCCGCCGCCAAGCCCCCUGGUGCCCCCUCGCACUCAGGACCAGGAGGAGAACAGGAAGAGCGCCACGGGUGUUGGACGACGGCAGGUGCCACAAAAGCCUCCCAGAGGCACUGCUCGGGGGCCCCCCCAGUUAGUGCUCCCCCCACCCCCGCCCUACCCUCCUCCUGACACAGACGUGGCAGAGCCUCUCGGCUUUCCUGGGGAAAGUGCUGGUUCCGAGGCCCCCGACCCGAGACCCACACUGAGCCUGCCCCUGGGGCCCGGCAGUCCCCGUGGCACGGACGGGGCCCCACCGGUGCCGUCCGAGGCCGAGGAGACCGUGUCUCUCGGCAGCUGUUUUGCCUCCGAGGACACAACCGAAGACUCAGGAGUGGUGAGCUCCCCGUCAGACAUCGUGUCCCUGGAUUCCCAGCACGACAGCGUGAAAUCCAAAGAUAAGUGGGCCACGGACCAGGAAGACGGCAGCGACCAGGACCUGGCUGGGACCCCAGAACUGGGUCCCCGGAAGAGCCCCACGCGGGAGAGGAACAGCUCUGGGCAACGGCACUCGAGACCUGAGGAAGCUGCCACAGCCUGCAGAGGGGACGAAGACCUCUUUAUCACCGGGCAGUUCCAGAAAACCCUGGAGGAACUUGACGGGGACCUGGAAGAACUGGAAGACGGCUAUGCAGCCAGCACCGGCUCGGUGAAUGGCGUGUCUGGACGCCGCGUGUCCGAUGCCACGGUCCCCAACAGCGAUGAGGACGCGAUCCCAGUAACGUUCAUAGGGGAGGUCCUAGACGACCCUGUGGAUUCGGGGUUGUUUUCCAACAGAAACAACAAUGCUGGUUCUUUUGACCCGGGGAGCCUGGCCGGCCGGGGAGGCCACCUGUUGCAAAGUCAGGCGGAGAACAGCCAGCAGCGGGAGACGAGGGCAGACGUGCCCGACUCGGCAGCUCCUCCCCACGGCCUUGGGAAGCAAGUCAAACCCGCCUCGUCCGACCCCUGUGAAGAUGGGGGUCCGAACAAAAUGGAGCCCAAGGCGACUGCUGCAGACUUUCCCACGCACAACCCGAAUGCAGAGGACGGCGGUGAGGGGCCCGGCUCUGCCCUCAGUGGGCAGACACAGGCCAGCAAGAGCGCGAGUUCAUCACAGCCAGCGAGGGCAAAGGAAGGCGAGGAUAAGCACGGUGGCUCCGCACCGCCAUCGUGGUAUCGACGGGGCCAAAACCCAGGGUGCAGUUACGGACUGAAAUACGGCCUCACGACGUACAAAAUCGUCCCUCCGAAAUCGGAGAUGAGAUGUUACGACAGAGGAGUAUCGCUGUCAACAGGGGCCAUUAAGAUCGACGAGCUAGGGAAUCUGGUGAGUCCCCACGCGAACGGGGGCAGGACCGUAGCCCCGUCGUCGCCCGCUCUCGACGCGGAAACCCAAUCCCUUGGAAGGGUCAAGGAAUUCUGGAGGUCCGGCUCUCUGGAGAAGCACUCUGGCCAGCCCCCGGAGUGCUCAACCAACAGGACCCCCGCUCCCACCACACCAGCGAGGCCACAGCAGCAGGAAAGUGGACUCAGGGCAGAGCCCACUGUCCCGGACCCCAAAGCGACGCCGCCCCCGCAGCAGUCUGCCCACCGAGAAGCAGGGCGACACGUGGAGGAGGGGAGAGACCGGCCACCCGUGGCGGCCACUCGUCACGUGAAAGUGCCAGCAGCCAAUGCCUCAGAGGUCCUGUUCCUCAAGCCCCAGAGAAGAACGUCCAGUCAGUACGUGGCCUCUGCCAUUGCCAAGCGGAUGGGGCCCCAGAAAGCCCAGGCCGAGGAGACCCGUGAAGGCAGAGCCCCAGAGCUGGCCGGACGGCCUCCCGCUGGGAGAGAUGGCUCAGCCCCCAGCCCGCUCCCAGAGACCCGCAUCCGUGCCGACCGGGAGGCGUCGGCGGUAGGAGCCCAGCCCAGGGGGCUGGUCAGCAGCCCUGAUGGAAAGUCGUCUGCUCAAGACAGCCCGGCGGCCAUCCGCAGAAGUCCUUGUGUCCCGCCUGUCACGGCCGCCCAGAGGGGUCACGUGUCUAUGGGACAGAGCUCUAGUUUCAGCGGAAAGCAGAGCCUAGGCGACCACAGGGCCAGCUCAGCAUCCGUCCCCAGACGCACUCUGGACAGUACAGAUCCCCCGCCCGCCCGCUCAGGAGACGAUCAGACUCCAGACAGGACCCUGGUGAAUGGCUCCAGGUGGGUCCCCAUC
Molecule: messenger RNA, 3444 nt
Organism: Herpailurus yagouaroundi (jaguarundi)
Lineage: Eukaryota; Metazoa; Chordata; Mammalia; Carnivora; Felidae
Gene: COBL
Product: cordon-bleu WH2 repeat protein
Exons: 13
Biological process (GO): actin filament network formation; actin filament polymerization
Cellular component (GO): dendritic growth cone; axonal growth cone; terminal web
Molecular function (GO): actin monomer binding
Source: RefSeq, a predicted model, not a curated record